Molecule: messenger RNA, 1014 nt
Organism: Zasmidium cellare ATCC 36951
Lineage: Eukaryota; Fungi; Ascomycota; Dothideomycetes; Mycosphaerellales; Mycosphaerellaceae
Exons: 3
Coding region: 1-1014 (337 amino acids)
Source: RefSeq, a predicted model, not a curated record
AUGCGGCUCAUCAAUGUCCAUUCACUGGAUACCAAAGACUUUUCUGCGUCUUGGCCAGAGUACGCCAUUCUCUCGCACCGUUGGGAGGACGACGAGAUAUCUUACCAAGAUUACCAGGAUCCCUCGAAAAGAACUGGCGCUGGAUACCGCAAGAUCAAGGACUUCUGUCUAUUAGUCCAGCAAGCUGACUGGGCGAAAGGCCAAGCAAUGCGUCGAAGGAUCGAGUGGGCGUGGGUGGACACGUGCUGUAUCGACAAGACCUCAAGUGCAGAAUUGUCUGAAGCUAUUAACUCGAUGUGGACGUGGUACCAAGAAGCUGCUGUUUGUGUCGCUUACAUCUCUGACUACCACCCUCGGACCUUACGGCAUUGUCAGUGGUUCAGCCGUGGCUGGACCUUACAAGAGCUUCUUGCACCAAUGCAUGUACUGUUCUACUCGCAGUUCUGGCGUCUCGUUGGAUCGAGAGACGAGUUGGCCACCAAGGAUAGCUGGCUCGUGGAAGCCACUGGUAUCGAAGCAGUAUUUCUGGAAAAAUACACCAACGUUCGUUCAGCUUCCGUAGCGCAGCGUAUGGGCUGGGCAGCACGACGACGCACUACUCGGCAAGAAGACAUGGCAUACUGCCUAAUGGGCUUGUUUGAUGUGAAUAUGCCCCUGCUUUACGGAGAGGGGUGGUCGAAGGCAUUCCUGCGCCUGCAAAGCGAGAUCAUUCGGCAAAGCGACGACGAGUCCAUAUUUGUCUUCUACAAGCAGCCCAACGUAGCACAUUCGGGUGUUUUAGCGAAGCAUCCAGCCGCAUUCAAGCACAGCACUCUUGUCCGGACGCAAUCCAGGGUCGAACGUUCCCCCUUCAUGGUCACGCACAAGGGACUUCAAAUCGACGGACCAGCACUUGGGAUCAAGACAACAAAUACAUACCCAGACCAGUCACAUCUAUGUGCGGAAGCCACAGCUCGAAGAGGAAGUCCUUCAUAUGACUUCAGGGCAAGUAUUGGAGCGCAUCGAGAGUCAUGA